Messenger RNA from Meloidogyne enterolobii, 2370 nucleotides. The record is from the annotation of a GenBank genome assembly. Lineage: Eukaryota; Metazoa; Nematoda; Chromadorea; Rhabditida; Meloidogynidae.
AUGUUUAAAUUAUUGUCUUUUAUUUUGUUUGUUUUAUUAAAUUCUUCUGUUGAUUGUCUUUUAAAAUUACGAACACUGGAUAAAGAACAUCUUCUGGUUGAGGACAGAUAUGCCAAGGAAGAUACGCUUUAUCUUUUUGUUUUUCCUAGAACAUCAAAUGCCCCAUAUUUUGGAGCAAUGUGUCUUUAUGUUGAAGCUGUUUUAACUUGGAAAGGAAUUCCUUUUCAUAGAAUAAGUAACCAAUUCUUUCUUGGUUCAAAAACUGAUGGAGCAAUUCCUUUUGCUAUUUAUAACGGGAAAUAUUUGGAUGGAGCAGAAAAAAUAAUUGAAGAAGUUAAAAAAAGGGGAAAUAAAAGAUUGAGUGAUGAACAUGAUGAUAAUAUUAGAAAAUUUGCAACUAGAACCUUGCUAAAGACUCUAAUUACUGAUAGAACAUUUCGGAGAGAUCUUCCCUCUGCAACAAUUCCAAAAAAUAAUUCCGAAACACAACUAGCCUCAUCUUCAGCACCAGCAACGCCAAAGGGUGGAAUCUCUAUAAGAAAGAAAUUUAGUCCAAUUGAUAUUAAAAUCCCUCAUGCUAAAAACGAAGAAAUAAUGAUGGCAAAAUCUGAGGGGCAUUCUCCUGGAAGUUCUUUUCUUUCUAGAACUAUUGCUCAUUUAAAAUUACAUAAUAAUAAUUCUGCAAAGAAAGGUCCGGGUGGUCUUGAUUGGAUGUUAAAAGAUGAAGGAGUUCGUGAACAAUUAAUUCCAGUUAUUCCAGAAGCUUUCUUAGAUCCAGAAAUUCAAAUUAACAUUUCUAAAGAAGAAAGUAUGAGUGAUGAAUUUUUUGAUUCUCCUGUAAAAGAUAAAAAUGAAAAGAAAUCAAAAAAAGAGGAGGAAGAUGAUGAAAGUGAUGAAACAAAAAUAUCUAAAAUUAAAUAUUCUAUUAAAAUGACGUUAAGUCCAGAAUUGUGGAAAGAUUAUUUUAAUAUUUUAAAUAAAAUAAAAAUAAAUGGAAGGGAAAAUAGAGAAGAAAUUAAUUUAUUGAAAAUAAAUUUUCUUCAAGAAUAUUUUGGAGUUAAUGCUAGAAUUUAUGAAGAUUGGGAACGUGUAAAUUAUGCUUUGAAAAAUACAAUUAAUGAUAUUUUAAAGAAAUUAAUUGUUGAUAGUCAAAUGCCUUUUUGUUGGGAAAAAAGGUUGAGAGAGAUUACUGGGAAAAAUAUUAAUGAAGUUGAAGUAUUUAAUGAAUUUAAAGAUAAAAUAAAAUCGUUGGGGAUAAUAAAAAAGUUGACUGAGGCAGAGGCUAAAACCGAGGCAGAGGGUAAAAAUAAUUUUUUGCAUGGAAAUAAUCCAACUUUGGCUGAUUUUGCCCUUUUUGCUUUUCUCAAUCAAUUUUUUGAAUUUCCUUUAAAUAUUCCAGAAUUUAAAGAAUUAUUUACCCCAGAAAAGCUCAGUAAUGAGGAAAAAGAAUUAAUUGCUAAAAGAAAAGGAGAAACAGAAAAUUCAAUUAAAAUAAAUGGAAAUUUAUUUAAAAAUUAUAUAAAAAGAGUAAAAAAUAUUUUGGGAAAAUUUGGAAAUGAUGAAGUUUGGAGAAUAAUGAAACAGAGACCCUGGCCCUUAAAUUUUAAAUUAAUUGAAGAGGAAGAAAAUGAAAUUUUUGGAGAUAAAUAUGAAGGUCCAUUCAACAUAGAAGUAGGCGAAUUAACAAAUAUUCACACAUUGCUUGAUAUAAAUAAUGCAGAAAAUUUUCUUUCCGAUGAAAGUAGUCAACUUAAAAAGGAAUUAAAGAAAAAAGGAUGGUGGUCAGAUCCUGAAUUUUCAUUAAAUAAUAAUAAAAUUGAAGAAGAAGAAACAGAAGCUGGACCGAGUGAAAAAUUAAAGGGAAAAGAAAUUUCAACAGAAGAAACAAAUGAUAGUAAAUUAACAACAAAUUUACAAGAAGCAGAAGCGUCAAAAGAAAUAAAAAAAGAAAAAUCAAAAUUAUUUAUAAUUUUGAAUAAAGAUAAACAAAAAGAAUUAUUAAUAAAAAGUCCAAAGGACGGAAAAAGUCCAAAAAUGGAAAAACAAAAAAUUAAAUUUUUUCAAAACGAAAUUGUUUUAUAUUUAAUUGAAAAAAUUUUCCAAAAAUUAAUAAAUAAAUAUUUAAAUGAAAUGGAAACACAAAAAAUAUUUGGAAAAUUAAUGAUUUUGGAAAUGGCUGCAUUUAUUUGUAAUUUGGGAAAAAAUAAUAAAUUAAUUGGAAAAGAUUUUAAUGAAUGUAAAGAAAAACAUGAAAAAAUUGAAAAAAAUUAUUUGAACGAAAAUGAGGAAUUUUUUGAAAAUUAUUUUGGUGAAAGAGAUGAAAGGUUUUUUGUUGAUUUUAAAUUGGAAUUGGAUCCGGACCCUGUUUGA